Phytophthora infestans T30-4 is the source of this 564-nucleotide messenger RNA. RefSeq lists its product as uncharacterized. Gene Ontology annotation, biological process: protein peptidyl-prolyl isomerization. NCBI's taxonomy places the organism in Eukaryota, Oomycota, Peronosporomycetes, Peronosporales, Peronosporaceae. The transcript is spliced from 4 exons. The record is from RefSeq and is a predicted model, not a curated record. Gene Ontology annotation, molecular function: peptidyl-prolyl cis-trans isomerase activity. The coding region runs from base 27 to 455 and encodes 142 amino acids.
AAAACCCAAGCGCAGUAAAGCUCAACAUGAAGUGGACGGCGUUUCUCGUGGCUGUGGUGAUGGCGGCCGUACAGGUGCAGGCCAAGGACGACCUCCCGCCUGACGCCCAGCUGCGUAUCGGCGUCAAGCACCGCCCUGAGGAGUGCACCAUGAAGAGCGAACUGGGCGACACGCUGUCCAUGCACUACACGGGUACGCUACGCAAGGAUGGCUCCAAGUUCGACUCGAGCGUGGACCGUAACCAGCCCUUCGAGUUCCCUCUCGGCGCUGGCCGUGUCAUUAAGGGCUGGGACCGUGGACUUGUGGACAUGUGCAUCGGUGAGAAGCGUCGUCUGACGAUCCCGUCGGACCUGGCAUACGGCGACCGUGGCUCGCCUCCGAAGAUUCCGGCCAAGGCGACGCUGGUCUUCGACGUCGAGCUGCUCGACAUCAAGCGCAGCAGCGAUGAGCUGUAGACAAUUGGGAGUGUCCAUUAAAAAGCACUUUGUUCACAGGACUUUCGUAUCUUCACAACAAAUAAGCUAGUGGAUUAGUAAAUGACAGUGUGACGAUGUUACGUGGUUG